GCGAUGCGACCUAAUCUAACAGUAAAGAGCUCUGCAAUGAUUUGGCUCGGAGGCUUGGGCUCCUGCCCAGCACUGACACACGCACACAUUCACUUCCCAGGAGUGUGAGCAAUGCCUCUCCUCUGAUCAGUCACGGGAGGGCUGGAUCUUCAGAGUUACACCUCCUGCAACUUUCUCACUAGCUGCUCGCAACCUGCGCUGCCGGAAUUGCAGCCUGCAAGCUCCCCUGUGGUGGGACUUCUCUGAGGCUCGCUUCUCCUCCCUGCCACCACCAUGGACUCCCAGCCACACAGCGGGGGCUGCCCGGGGACAGGAGACUCGGAGGAGAGGGCAGAGAGACGGUGAAUUUUGGGAGAGGUCUCUCCUGCUGCAACAGGGCUUGAGAGGACACCCUGCCAUGGAAGCCGUUACCGCAAGGUGCGUCCUCAGCUUAGUUAUUCUGGUAUUUUGCACGACCCAAGGUGGGAGCUCGGAGAAAGGCAACCCCUCCCCUCUGCACUUCACCCACCUCGUUUACAACGCCACCAUUUAUGAGAACUCGGCCCCCAAGACCUACGUCGAGAGCUACGUCAAAAUGGGCAUCUACAUGAAAGACCCAGACUGGGCCAUCCGAUACCGAAUAGCUUCUGGGGACAACGCUGGCCUCUUUAAAACCGAGGAGCACGUUGUUGGGGAUUUCUGCUUCUUGAGGAUAAGGACUAGGAGUGGUAACACAGCUCUUUUAAACAGGGAGGUGAAGGACAAUUACAUGCUGAUCAUUCAAGCCACCGAGAGGAGCUUUGCCUACGAAGCGUGGGCCAAAGUGUUGGUCCACAUUCUGGACCGAAACGACCUGAAACCCCUCUUUUCACCCCCCUCGUACAAAGUCACCAUCCGAGAAGACAUGCCUCUAAAGACCACGAUCGGUGUGGUCAGCGCCACGGACGCCGACCUAGGCCAGAAUGCAGAUUUCUACUACGCUCUCAACACCCGGUCGCACUUGUUCACCGUGCAUCCCACCAGCGGGGUUGUGAUGACCGCUGGUAGACUGAAUGCUACCCACCGAGGGAAGCACCAGCUGCAGGUCCUGGCUGUGGACAGGAUGAGGAAGAUCUCGGAGGGCAACGGGUUUGGAAACCUGGCUAGUCUAGUGGUCCAAGUGGAGCCAUCUAUCAAGAAGCCCCCGGUCAUUUCAUCCGUGACGGUGACACCACCUGAUUCAACUGAAGACCUUCUCUAUGCAACGCUGCUGGCGGAGACGUACGGCUCAGAAAGCGAGAUAGAGUCGGUCGACAUUGUGGGCGGAGAUCCAGGGAGGCAUUUCAAAGCUAUCAAAUCGUAUGUCGGGAGCCAUGAGUUUACGAUAGUGUCAACCAAGGAGAUUAACUGGCUGAAUAACCCACUGGGUUUCAAUCUCAGUCUGCAAGCCAAGGACAAGAGCAAACCACCCCUCCACUCUCCGGUUAGAGUUAUUCACAUCCCUCCUCCCAAACACGUCUCAGCCAGAUUUGAGAAAGACGUGUACAAGGUCCAGCUCAGCGAAUUCUCCCCACCGGGGAGCCACGUUGCUAUGGUUGCAAUCACCCCAGUCUUUCCAAAUCUGAAAUAUAUGUUGAAACCCUCUCCUGACAGCACAAGUUUUAAGAUCAACCCUCGCACGGGGCUGAUAACGACAGUCAGGUUCAUGGACUUCCACGAGCAGCCUCAGUUUGAACUGGACGUGACAACCACCAACAGUCAUGCCUUCACCACCAUCGUUGUUGACAUCAUUGAUUGCAACAACCACGCUCCGAGCUUUACUCAGUCUUCGUACCACAGCAACUUUGAUGAAAACCUUUCUUCCGGCACCAGUGUCCUAACAGUGAGAGCCACUGAUCAGGACCACGGGGAGAACGGCUUUGUCACCUACAGUAUAGCCAACCAGAAAUCCGUUCCCUUUGUCAUUGACCCAUAUUCAGGCACAAUCUCCACCACCAAGCCAAUGGACUAUGAACUGAUGCAACGAUGGUACCACCUACGGGUCUGGGCUGCAGACUGGGGCUCGCCCUUCCGCCACGAAACAGAGGUUUAUGUCUCCCUCAUGUUAAGCAACCUAAAUGACAACGCCCCCGUGUUUGAGAAGGCCAACUGCAAUGGAAGCAUCCCCCGGGACCUACCUAUCGGGGGUGCGGUGGCCAUGGUAUCUGCCAUUGAUAUCGAUGAGCUGCAGCACGUUAAAUAUGAAAUCAUGUCUGGCAACGAGCUGCGGCAUUUUGAGCUGAACCCCAUCUCUGGAGUCAUCUCCCUGAGCACCUCCUUCAGGGACCUCCCAGGGGGACGACUGCCCUUCUACUCUCUGAAAAUAACUGCUACAGAUGGAGAGAACUAUGCUCUGCCCACCUCUGUGAACAUCACCGUGGUCAGCCCAGGUUUCCCAGUCCAAAUGCAGUGUGAGGAGACAGGGGUGCUGAAGCAGCUGACGGAGACAAUCAUCCACUCCAUCGAGUCUCAGUCUCAAGGCCACGGCCAAGAGGACGAAACAACUCUGAACCUGUAUCUCAUCAACCAUCAUGCACCGCAAUUUGAUGAUACCUUCCCAAGAUCUAUCGAUAUCAUGGAGACUGUCCCAGUCAACUCCACCAUCGUUGACUUGGUAGCUGUGGACCCUGACACUGGCUUCAAUGGCAAAUUGGUAUAUGUGAUCUCUGAUGGGAAUGAGGACAGCUGCUUUACUAUUGAUGCAGAAACGGGUCUCCUUCAGGUGUUUGCUCCUGUAGACCAUGAGCGUACAAGCUGCUACAUCCUUAACAUUACCGUAUAUGAUCUCGGCACUCCGCAGAAGUCAGCUUGGAAACUCCUGGCGGUGAAUGUGUUGGACGCCAAUGACAAUGCCCCUAAAUUCCCACAAGGUGCAUACUGGGUGGCGAUACCCGAACACGUAACAACAGGGACAACAAUAGCACAAGUAAAAGCAGAGGAUGUGGAUACAGAUGGCAACGGAAGGAUAAAAUACUCCCUCUUGACCCCCACAGAUAAAUUUGCCAUUCAUAGUGUCAGUGGGGAGGUGACAGUGAUUGGACCCCUGGACAGAGAACUAUGGCCUCGCUAUGUGCUCAAAAUAGAAGCGAGGGACCAGCCAACAACGGGCCAUCCGCUGUUUUCGGUCACCGAUGUGGUUGUGACUUUGGAUGAUGUCAAUGACAACGCUCCACGCUGCAUCCCAGAUCUCAACGCGGUGAAGGUCCCAGAGGACUUGCCCCUCGGGACCAUCCUGCUGUUCCUGGAGACCUUUGAUCCGGACACUGGCUUUGGGGGCGAGGUGGCGUACAGCUUCCUCAAUGACCAGGAGAAAGUGUUCCACCUGGACAGAUCGACGGGGGCUCUCAGCUUGGAGAAGGAGCUAGACUAUGAGAAAAGGGACUCUUAUAAUCUGACCGUGCAGGUCAGCGAUGGGGGAAAGCCUCUCUCCCGCUCGUCCCUCUGCCACGUGGAAGUCACCGUCCUGGAUGUGAACGAGAACUUGCACCCUCCUCGUUUCUCCUCCUUCGUGUUCACCGGCUGGGUGCAAGAGAACAGCCCCGAGGGGACAUCAGUCAUGACGGUCGCUGCACAGGAUGCGGAUAAGGGGAAGGAUGGAGAGCUCCAAUAUUUCAUCCGUGAGGGCACGGGCCUGUCUGUCUUCCGUAUCGAGAAGGACACAGGUACAAUCCUGACCAUGGGACCACUGGACCGAGAGGCCACCUCUCACUACUGGCUGACCGUGUUAGCUGUGGACCUAGGAUCUGUUCCUCUGUCCUCUGUGACUGAGAUUUUCAUUGAGGUCACUGACAUCAAUGACAACCCACCCCUGAUGUCCAGACCUGUCUUUUAUACGGCUGUAAUGGAGAACUCUCCACCAAACACCUCUGUCCUGCAGCUUGAUGCCAGCGACCCGGACUCCAGCUCCAAAGGGAAGUUGACUUUCCACAUCCUAAAUGGAAACCCCCAGGGAUUCUUCGCCAUUCACCCCGGCACAGGUCUGGUCUCUACCACUACACGGCAGCUGGAUCGAGAAUACAAGGCUGAACAUAUCCUCGAGGUCAUGGUUUCAGACAAUGGGGACCCCCCUCUGAAGUCCACCAGCAAAGUUGUGAUUCAGGUCCUGGAUGCCAACGACAACCCCCCCACCUUCCCCCAGAAGAUGUUCAUUGCUCAUCUCCAGGAGAGAGCCGCCUCUGAGGUGCCACUGCCCGUCUGCCGGCUGAUCGCCUCUGACCGUGACGAGGGGCAGAACAGCCAGGUCACCUACAGCAUCGAGGAUGACGAGGAGGGGAUAUUCAUCAUCGACCCUGCCACAGGCGUGGUGCUCUCCAGAAAGGCUUUCACCCCCUUGGAGUACAACAUCCUCACGGUCAAGGCGACGGACGGCGGCAGCCCCCCGCUCUCCUCCAUCGUGCGGCUCCACAUCAGCUGGGCCCCCAGCCCCGGCCCUUUGUCCGAGCCGCUCGCUUUUGACGAGCCCCAUUUUAACUUUGCCGUGAUGGAAACGGAUCCUGUGAACCAUAUGGUGGGCGUGAUCAGCGUGGAGGGUGGCCCCCGACCCACCUGGUUUACCAUCGCAGGUGGUGACGAUGACCUGGAUUUCGACAUAGAGAAGAGCACAGGCAGCGUGGUCAUUGCAAGACCCCUCGAUGCUAAGAAGAAGGUGAGCUAUAACCUUACCAUCGAAGUCACCGAUGGGUCGAGCGUCAUCCGAACCCAGGCUUUCAUCCACGUCAUAGACAUCAACCAGCACCGGCCCCAGUUCCUGGAGAGCCACUAUGAAGUGAGGAUCCCGGAGGAUGCCCCUCCUGGAAUGGAAAUCCUUCGGGUCAGCGCAACGGAUGAGGACCAUGGGAAGGGGUUGAUCUACACCCUUCACGGCAGCACAGAUCCCCGAAGCACAAGGUUUUUCCAGCUUGAUCCAAACAGCGGGGCUCUCCUGACCAUGGAGGGGUUUGGGUCCCAGUCCAUCACGCAGCACAUCUUUACAGUCAUGGUGCGGGACCAGGAAGUCCCCAUCAAGAGGAACUUUGCCAGGGUCGUCAUCCACGUGGAAAACUGCAAUAUCCACUCGCCCCAGUUCACCAGCAUCCACUACGAGGCCGAGGCCUUGGAUUCGGCCGCUGUAGGCACCGAGGUGAUACAAGUCAGAGCUCUGGACCAGGACCAAGGCGCCAAUGCUGAAAUCCACUACUCCCUUCAGGCAGGUAACAGCGAAGGUUUCUUCAGCGUUGGUCCACACUCUGGAAUUAUUACAGUCGCUCAGAAACUGGACCGCUCCAAGCAAGAGCGAUUCACUCUCAUCGUCAAGGCAGAAGAUCAAGGGUUUCCCCAACUUCAGGACUCUGCCACGGUGCACGUUCACAUCCGCCCCUCCGACAGCACCCCUCCCAAAUUCUCAGAGGCGGAGUACGUUGCAGAGAUCAGCGAGUCUACUGCCGUUGGCUCUCCUCUCGUCCUGGUUUCAGCCACCAGUUUGUCACCGGUCAGCUACGAAAUCAAAGAAGGGAACAGGGAUGGCAUGUUCUUGGUGAACUACCAGUCGGGCCUGGUUUCCAUGCAGAAAAGCUUAGAUUAUGAGCAGGUCUCAUUCUACCAGUUAAAAGUGCGGGGCACCAACAUGGCAGGGGCAUUUACGGACGCUACCGUGUUGAUCUAUGUCAUAGAUGAGAAUGACAACGCACCGACCUUUGUGAAGCCUUCCUUUGUUGGCUGGAUCCUCGAAAACGCUCCCGUGCCGAGCAUGGUUAUGGAUGAAAGCAACGCCCCGCUGGUGACACAUGCGGCAGACGCCGACCAAGAUGCCAAUGCCUUGCUGGUCUAUGAAAUUUUGGAGCCAGAGGCCUGGAAAUAUUUCAUGAUAGACCCGAGCAUGGGGACCCUCACCACCCAUGCCGAGAUCAAUUAUGAACUCAUCCCAGUUUUCCAUUUCACCGUCUAUGUCCAUGACAGCGGCAAUCCCAUUUUGUAUGCAUCCAAGCCUGCCAAGGUCACAAUCUACGUAAAAGACGUGAACGAUUCUCCUCCUGUUUUUCCAAAAGGCACUUAUGAGCUGUCUGUCUUGCUACCUGCCCAUCCAGGCAUGGAGCUCCUUACAGUGCAAGCCCAAGAUCCCGAUUCAGAGGUGACCUACAGCCUCGUGGAAGGCAACCCCGACAACGCUUUCAGCAUCCAUCCCUUCACCGGUCUUCUCUCCAUGCUUAACGCUACCAGCCUAGGACACUAUCGGGAGCUCACAGUUAGAGCUAGCGAUGGCUUGUAUAAGAGUACUGCUCUUGUUAAGAUAAAUUUAACAGAAACACAAGAGACUGGCUUAAAAUUUGAUCGGGAUUUGUAUACGGCAACGGUGGUGGAGAAUUCAACCGAUCAAAAGACUCUGGUGGUUCUUGGAGUCCAGGGGCAUCAGCUGAAUGAGCCGCUCUUCUUCUCCCUCUUAAAUGGCAAGGAGAAGUUCAAAAUGAUCCAGGCUUCGGGAGUGCUGCAGACCAAUGGUGUGGGAUUUGACCGUGAGACUCAAGACAUGCACGAAGUUGCAGUGGAAGUAAAGGACAGCAGAAAACCACCUCGCGUAUCUCAGGUGAAAGUCAAGGUUUAUGUAGAGGACGUGAAUGAUAAUCCACCCCAGUUUGAGAGUGUGCCAUAUUAUACGUCAGUCCAGGAUGGCACUGAACCAGGCGAUGUCCUUUUUCAGGUGUCUGCCACUGACAAGGACAUAGGAGACAACGGAGCCAUUACUUACUCCUUUACUGAGGACUACAAGUACUUCUGGAUAGACCCCUACCUAGGAGACAUCUCACUCAAGAAACCCCUCGAUUAUCAAGCUUUGAAUAAAUAUACCCUUAGAGUUAUCGCCAAAGACAGUGGUGAACCCUCCCUGCAUGCCCAAGAGGAGGUUAUAGUCACCGUGAGGAACAAAUCCAACCCUCUCUUCCAAAGCCUUUACUAUAGAGUCAAGGUACCGGAAAACAUCCCCCUGUACUCAUCCAUUCUCCACAUACAAGCCCGCAGUCCCGAAGGCUUGCGUCUCAUCUACAACAUCAUAGAAGAAGACGCCCUUAAACUGUUCAACGCUGACUUCAAAACGGGUGUCCUUACCGUCAUAGGACAGCUGGACUAUGAAUCAAAGACCAAGCAUACAUUUACUGUGAGAGCCACGGACACAGCGCUGGGGUCCUUUUCUGAAGCUGCCGUCGAAGUGGAGGUGGAGGAUAUGAAUGACAACCCACCUGUAUUUUCUCAGAUGGUCUUCACUGCAUCUGUCUCCGAAAGCUUGCCGGCUCAGACCCCUGUUGUCCAGGUCUCUGCUUCUGAUAAAGAUUCGGGAAGAAAUAAAGCGAUCUCCUAUCAGAUCUUGGACGAUGGCUCAAACGCUAUCAAGUUCUUUAACAUCGACGCCAACACGGGACAAAUAACAACAGCCCAGCCACUGGAUUAUGAAACAAACCAUCAGUUCCGCGUGAAAGUUAAGGCAACAGACCAUGGGACGCCCCCGCUCAGCAACGAAGCCCUGGUGAUUGUUGACGUGGUAGACAUCAAUGACAACCCCCCCGAGUUCAGCCAACUCCAGUACAAAGCCAAGGUCAGUGAAAUGGCCACCUGUGGUCAUAUCGUGGUAAAAGUCCAGGCCCUGGACCCUGACAGUGGAGACACUACCAGACUGGAGUACUUCAUACUCUCGGGUAAUGAAAACAGGCAUUUCACCAUCAACACCACUUCUGGAAUCAUUUCCAUGUUCAACCGCUGCAAAAAGGACCUGGACUCAUCAUACAACCUCAGGAUAUCUGCUUCGGACGGGGUGUUCAAGACCACUGUGCCGGUGUAUAUCAACACCACGAAUGCAAAUAGAUACAGCCCGGCUUUUCAGCACCAGGUGUAUGAAGCAGAGUUGGCCGAGAACGCAGAGGUCGGAACGAAGGUGAUUGAGCUACUGGCUGUUGACCCAGACGAUGGCCCCUACGGCACCAUAGAUUAUACCAUCAUAAACAAGCUCGCCGAUGAGAAGUUUGCCAUUGACGACAAAGGCCGCGUUGCCACGUUGCAAAAACUGGACCGGGAAAAUUCCACGGAGAGGAUCAUUGCAAUUAAAGUCAUGGCAAAGGACGGGGGCGGGAAGGUGGCUUUCUGCACAGUCAAGAUAAUCCUUACAGAUGAGAAUGACAAUCCCCCUCAAUUUAAAGCCUCUGAAUACACCUUGUCCAUCCAGUCCAAUGUAAGCAAAGGCUCCCCGGUCAUUCAGAUCCUGGCUUAUGAUGCAGACGAGGGUGUAAAUGCGGAUGUUACCUACUCUGUUGAUUCAGUGGAAGACAUAGCAGAGGACCUGGUUGAGAUCAAUGCUGCCACGGGGGUUGUUAAGGUCAAGGAGAGCCUUGCUGGGCUAGAAAAUAGAGCGCUUAACUUCAAGGUCAAAGCUGAAGAUAACAGACCCCCUCACUGGAACUCUCUUGUCCCGGUGAAUCUCCAGGUUGUCCCAAGAGAAGUCUCCUUGCCGAGAUUUUCUGAGCCCCUGUACACAUUUUCAGCAUCAGAAGACCUUCCGGAGGGGGCAGAAAUAGGGUCAGUUAAAGCUUUUGCAGAGGAACCCAUCAUCUACAGCCUGGUGAAGGGAACCACGGCUGAAAGCAAUAAGGAUGAGGUCUUUUCAUUAGACAAGAAAACAGGGGUUCUGAAAGUCCAUAAGCCUGUGGAUCACGAGACCACCAAGUGGUACCAGGUUGACGUCCUGGCUCACUGCUCCCACCAGGAGACAGAUCUAGUCUCCUUGGUUUCGGUGAACAUCCAAGUCCAAGACAUCAAUGACAACAAGCCUGUCUUUGAGGCAGAUCCCUAUAAAGCUUUCGUUAUGGAAAACAUGCCAUCGGGAACCACCGUAAUUCAAGUGACCGCUAAUGACCAGGACACCGGGAGCGAUGGACAAGUGACCUACAGCCUGGAAGCAGAAUCAGGCCAUCAUCUCAGAGGACUCUUCACCAUUGAUGGAGAGAGUGGGUGGAUCACAACGCUGAAAGAGCUGGACUGUGAAGCCCAGGGGACCUACCGUUUUCACGUGGUGGCCACCGAUCAUGGUAGGAAAGUUCAGAUGUCUUCCCAAACCUUGGUGGAGGUCACCGUCACGGAUGAGAACGAUAAUGCUCCACGGUUCACCUCUGAACUCUACAAAGGGUUGGUCAUCGAGAACGCCGAGCCUGGGCAGGUCGUGGCCAUGCUCAGCACCCUAGAUGCUGAUAUCUCGGAGUCAAACAGACGAGUCACGUGUUACAUCACCGAAGGAGACGUGUUGGGGCAAUUCAGUGUGGACGAGAUUGAGGGAGAGUGGAAAAUCAUUUCCAAGAAGCCUCUGGACAGAGAAGAUACAGAGAAGUAUCUCCUCCAGGUCAUGGCCUCUGAUGGGAAGUUCCAGGCCACCACCGAAGUGGAGAUUUUUGUCCUCGAUAUCAAUGACAACAGCCCCGAAUGCAGUCAGAUACUCUACACUGGGAAGGUCUCCGAAGAUGCGCUCCCAGGGCUUUUGAUCCUGAAGGUAUCAGCCACAGACCCCGACGUUGGCAGCAAUGCACAGAUAACGUACAGCCUCCACGGCCCGGGGGCUGAGGACUUCCGGCUGGACCCCCAUACGGGGGAGCUGACCACUUCCGCACCUCUCGACCGGGAGCAGAAACCCACCUACCACCUUGUCGCCAAGGCAACAGAUGGCGGAGGCCGGUCCUGCCAGGCGGAUAUAACCCUCGUCGUUGAGGAUGCAAAUGACAACGCUCCCAGGUUCUUCCCCAGCCACUGCACGGUCGCUAUCUUCGAUAACACCACGAUGAAGACGCCGAUCGCAGUGGUCUCGGCCAGGGAUCUCGAUGAAGGUCCCAACGCAGAGGUGGUCUAUUCGCUCUCCGAUUCAGCCGACGGGCACUUUUCAAUCGAGGAAACCACGGGGGUCAUCCGGCUGGAGAAGCCUCUCAAGGACGCUCAGCUCUCGGCCUUCAAGCUGACCGUCCGCGCCACCGACCGGGGCUCCCCCAGUCCCCUCUCCACCCUCAGCACCGUCACCGUCUCGGUGGUGGAUCUGAAUGAGUACCUGCCGGUCUUCCUGAGCCCGGAGUACAUGGCCGUGGUGACCGAGGAUGCAGCGGUGGGCACGGAGGUCCUCAACCUCUCGGCCCUGACGCGGGAUGGCAUGGAGGACACGGAGAUCAAGUACGAGAUCGUGAACGGGAACGACCACAGGAAGUUCCUGCUCAACCCACGCACAGGUACCUUGUACGUCAAUGAGAGCCUGGAUUUUGAAGUGAGCCAUGAGUACUACUUGUCCAUUGAAGGCACAAGGAAGGGCUCGGCCUCCUUCAGCGAUGUCACCAUGGUGGUGAUUAACAUCACCGACGUCAACGACCACGCGCCAGAGUUCACCCAGGCUCCUUACACUGCUGAAGUCCGCGAGGACGUGGCCGUGGGGGAAGUCAUCCUCACGGUGUCAGCUGAGGACAAGGAUGGGGCACUGAACAACCAGGUCACGUAUUCCAUCGUGGGUGGAAACCGCCUGGGACACUUCGCUGUCCACCCCAAGGGUGGGCAGAUCCACGUCGCCAAGAGCCUGGACAGAGAGGAGACUCCCAGCUACUCCCUGACGCUCCGAGCCACGGACAGCGGCCAGCCCGUGUUGUUCGGCGACGCGGCAGUGCGUAUCCGCGUGUUGGACGUGAACGACAACCCCCCGCGGUUCUUCCAGCUCAAUUACAGCGCGGUGGUGCAGGAGAGCGCCCUGGUGGGUACAAGCGUCCUGGAGCUGGUGCUGAGUGACAGAGACUCCCCGGAGAACGGGCCACCCUUUUCCUUCCAGAUCACCGAGGGGAACGACGGGGAGGCCUUUGAUGUCACCCAAGACGGCCUGUUGGUGACGUCUUCGGUCCUGAAUAGGAGAAGCAAGGAGCAGUAUCUGCUACAGGUCCAGGUCUCAGACAGCGGCAUCCCUCCCCUGUCCUCGUCGGCCUUUAUAAACAUCCAGGUGAUGGAGCAGAGCCGGUUCGCGCCCUCGGUGCUGCCCCUGGAGAUCUUCAUCACGACCAGCGAGAAGACCUUCCGGGGAGGAGUGCUGGGCAAGAUCCACGCUACGGACCGAGACCCCCGCGACACCCUGGCCUACACGCUGGUAGCGGUGGCACCCCAAGAAGGCCGCUUCUCCGUGGGGGCCAUGGACGGGAAGAUCAUUGCUGGUGAAGGCCUUCCCCAUGGCCACUAUGUCCUGAAUGUGACCAUCAGUGAUGGCACCUUCACCACCACCACUGGCGUCCACGUCCACGUGUGGUGCUUCAGCCAGGAGGCGCUGGACCGGGCCGUGGUGCUGCGUUUCCACCACCUCAGCCCCGAGGAGUUCGUGGGCGACCACUGGCGCAACCUGCAAAGGUUCCUGGGCAAUAUCCUGGCGAUGCAGCGGCAACACAUCCACCUGGCAAGCCUGCAGCCCACAGAAGCUGCCGAUGGCGUGGACCUCCUCCUGGCCAUCGGAGAGCCCCGCAGCACCUUCUACGAGCCCCACAUCCUUGCCAAGAAGAUUUCCCAGUCCGCUGGGGAGAUGGACCAGCUGGUGGGACUCCAGAUGAAGAAGACCAUCCAUGUCCCAUGCCACGGGCCCGAUUGCACCCGGCGUAUCUGCAAGGAGACCAUCCGGCUGGACCCGGGCUUGAUGUCCACGUACAGCACCGCCCGACUCAGCGUCCUCACGCCGCGGCACAGCUUGGAGCAAGUUUGCUCUUGCAAUGGCACAGCCGUAAGGUUCGGCGGACACAGCUACCUAUGGUACCACCACCUGAGCACGAGAGACUGGCAGAUCCAGUUUCAUCUGAAAACCCACCAGCUGCAUGGCGUUGUGCUCCUCAUCAACGGGACUGCCACUGCUGUUCUGGAGCUUGUCCAUGGCACGCUUCAGCUCGGGUACCGAUGCCACGGGUACAUCCAAGGGAACAUCUCCUCCACGCUCCUUGUGAGCGACGGAGCGUGGCACUCCAUCCUGCUGGGAGUGAAAAGCACAGCCCUCCACCUGCUCCUCGACGGCUCACGAAACACGUCCCUCCCACUGCCAGGGGCCUGUGGCCGCUCUUACGGCAGGACCGACCUGCUCUUCGGAGGGCUCCUCCACCCCUCGCAUCCCCAGCGGAUCACCCGGGGGUUUCGAGGCUGCUUGGAUGCCUUGCGGGUGGACGGCAAUGAGGUGGUGCUCCUGCCCGGGGAGAGGCAGGCGAAGGGAGUGGUGGAGCAGGCAGGGAUCAAGCAAUGCUGUUCUCACGCCGGCGCCUGCAGCAGCAGCCCCUGCCUCAACGAUGGGAUGUGUGCGGAGACCCACGGAGGAGGUUAUACCUGCAUCUGCCCCGGGCUGUUUUCUGGCCACCGCUGUGAGCUGGGGGAUGACCCUUGUGAGUCCAAGCCCUGCCUGCAUGGGGGGACCUGCACCCCAUCCACAACGGGCUACAGCUGCCAGUGCCCAGUUCAGUACCUGGGGGACAGGUGCGAGAAGGCGGCCGAGUGCCGGGACAACCCGUGCCAUAACGCAGGGCGCUGCACGGAUGCCAACGGCACAGCUCACUGCAUCUGCACGGGCGACUUCCAAGGCACCUACUGCACACAGAGGAUCGUCACGCCCGCCAUCGUGCCCACCCGCUGGGGCGUGGGGCCCGAGGAGAUCGCCGAGAUCGCCGUGGGUCUGCUGGGCAUCGCCAUCCUGGUGGCGGUCUUCGUGGUGGUGCGCAAGCGCUACUGCGGCCGCCGCGCCAAGCCCCACAAGCCCGUGGCCCGUGAGGACCCUGACCUGCUGUCCAAGAGCGAGUUCUCCAAAAGCGUGGGCGUGGGCACCCAGGCCGCGCCGUCCAUCGAGCUCAGCCCCCUAGGUGACCGCUCGCCCGCCCGCCUCGACGGCACCGUGCCAGAGCAGGGCAGCCUGGUCCGCACGCCCGAGCUCGUCACCUUCACCACGGGCCAGGCCCCGAAGCACCGGGGCACUAUCGUGUGCAGUGUGGCCCCGCACCUGCCACCCGCUGUACCCGCCACCCAUUGCGAGGGCGAGACCUUCGCCAAGAGCACCUGGGCCAGGGAAGACCUGGUGUACCCAGCGGAAACCACCUACUGGCCUCCCAGCUACCUGGUGUCCGACCUCCAGGACUACCCCCACUACGAUGCUCUUCCCGGGCCGGGGAAGGCCUCCCCACAUCUGCUCCCUCCACCCCCACCUCCGCCCGUGGACUCGGAGCCCGUGGCUCUGUACGGCGGCUUUCCCUUCCCGCUGGACCAGAGCAACAAGCGGGCGCCCAUCCCGCCCCGCUACAGCAACCAGAACCUGGAGGACUUCCUGCCGCCCGGCCCCACGGAAAUCCCCGCCACCCAGUGCCAGAACGAGUACACCGCCAUCAGCUGCUACCCCGCGCAGCUGGUGCAGAGCGAGGGGGCUCCCUACCCUCCGGACCCUGGCUACAAGAGGGUGAGCAUGCGCCUGAGCGUGGCCCAGCCCUCCUAUGCGGACUGCGAAGUGGGGCACCAGGCCGGGGGCCGGGGGCCGCCCCUGCCUCCCCCCAGCUACGAGGGCUCCGACAUGGUGGAGAGUGACUACGGGAGCUGCGAGGAGGUGAUGUUUUAGCGGGGGUGACCCGUGCUUUGCAAGAGGAGAUGGAGCAUUUGCGGCGAGCCGUGGCUGGGACGGACGUGGAAGGGCACGGGAACUUCUUGGUGUCCCCUUCCCGCUAGGUCCCUGUCUGUCCUCCCUUCACAGCUCCCCCGUGUGCAUUCGGGCUGGGACUUGGCUCUGGAGGGAGCAGGGAGCACCCAGAAAGCAGCUGGGAAGCACAAAGGAAAGGCCCCAGAGGCUCACAAGCAGCACCGGUGAACGGUGUCCUCCCUGCAAGAAGGCACCACCUCUUUCUGCCCCGGGCCUGCCACCGUCCAUCCCGGGGCUGGCAGGGAAGAGGCCAGGAAGGGGACAGCAGGACCACUGGCUUGCACCGCAGCAGAAGGCGCCCAUGGACCGGUUGCUUGCAACAGCUCGUGAAUGCCGGUGCAUGGGAGGGGUCUCUCCUGCCUCUGCUUACGGCUUAAUUUGGGUUUCCCAAGAAGGACCAUCCUGCAGACACCAUCCGUCCUCCAUGCUCGCUCCCCCUGGAUAGGGGAGAUGUUAGCUGCCUCACUUGUCCCUCCCUCCGCUUCUCACCCAGCGGGCAGAGAGAGCUUGAAACACCUCCAGGAAAAGCCAAGCUGAACAAUGGCUGGCAAUGGAGACCACUUGCUUGCCCCCCAGCUCUGCAGGCCAGCGGAGGUGGGAAGAAGGUGAUGGUCCCCUGAGCCCCUUCACACCUGGGCUGCACUGCAGAGGGGUCUGUAGCAUCCCUGCUGCUUGGGACUACAAUGGGCAUGCCGGACACAGACAGGCUCUCCAAGUCCACCAGCUCCACGUGGUUGAUGUCCCACACGUGGCACCUGGCCUCCCAGCCUGGGGAGGACCAGGAGGCAGAAGGCACUGCCGACAGCCCAGCAUUGGGUGCAAUGAACCACAGACCUGCCAACACAAGUCUUGUGCAUGCUCGUGCGCGUGUCUGGGCGCGGCGGGGCUCACCGCCACAGGGGACGGACGUUCCUGCGGUGGUUGGGCUGCGACACGGGCUGCGCCUGUGUGGCCGUGUGCUUGGAAAUGCCACGCCGCGCUGCGAGAGGUUCCUUCGCUGUUUGGUUGAAGCCCGAAAGCAAUAAAGAGGAAUUUUUUUAUUGUG
Messenger RNA from Alligator mississippiensis (American alligator), 14708 nucleotides. RefSeq names its product FAT atypical cadherin 2 (gene FAT2). The coding region runs from base 398 to 13585 and encodes 4395 amino acids. NCBI's taxonomy places the organism in Eukaryota, Metazoa, Chordata, Crocodylia, Alligatoridae. Gene Ontology annotation, cellular component: plasma membrane. The transcript is spliced from 24 exons. The record is from RefSeq and is a predicted model, not a curated record. Gene Ontology annotation, biological process: homophilic cell-cell adhesion. Gene Ontology annotation, molecular function: calcium ion binding.